CCGCCUGUGUUUGCUCAGACUGGCUUGAGUGGGGACUCAGGAAUCUGGCUCGCUGGGCAGCAGAGAUCACUAACUUGCUCCGCUGCCCUCCAUGCAGCUUGUUAGCUCUCUACUCUUUCCAGCGGGCGGCUGGUUAGCGUGGGACCCAGACCACUGGGGCCACCAUGGAAGCUGCGGACAAACCCACCUGGGGCCCACCAAUUCAGCCCAAAGAUGCUCGCUUGUUGUGACUGAGAGAGCAGAGCUGAAAUAUCAGGAGGCUGAGUGAGCUCUCCACCAAUCAAAUCACUCCCCAGCACUCAACACAUGGAACGCUGCGUCCCUCCACUUCUCACCUGGACUCCGUCUGAUGAGGUGCUGAGCUGACUCUGGAGCUGGUGUCUGCGGCCGUUUCUCUUCAUUUUUAGAGGCCUGAUCUCCUGGAGAUGGCAGACCUGACUCACAGAUACCAUGGCAACUUUCCACCCAGGCGAGCCACCCUGUAUCCACGGGGAGAGGGGGGCCUGGCCCGGCAGACGCCGGAGACUGUGUCACCCGAGACCGGUCCAGAUAUGGCAGCCGUAGCGGAGGUGGGAGCCCUGUCAACAGACCAGAUGAGGGGUUUUGGACCCUGUGAGAUGGAGGAGCCAAACUGCCCCGAAAAGAGCAUGAAUCCAACAUCCCGGGGAUGGGAAAAGCCUCCUGACAGAAGUGUAAAAGGUCUAUUGAGGACAAUCAGGAUUCACCCAGAAGCCCAGAGGAUUCUGGGUAAAUCCUCCAUAGCAGUGGUGACCCUGGAGCGUCUGAACUUCCAGUCAGUGAGCUUGUGGUCUCUGCAGCCUGUGGUGUCUCUGCAGAGGCUGCCAGUUCAGGCUCAUGCCGAGCCACUCAUGGAGGAAACAACGACCUCUCCUGAACAGCCUGUCGAGCAGAAUGGGUUCAGUCAGGAAGAAGCAGAGAUGUUUGAGAUCAGUGAAACAUCCACUGAGUCAGACCAUCUGAGUCAAGCAGAAACCGCAGCAGCAUCCUGGACUGAACCGGUCUGCUCAGACUCCGCCUCCUCUGAAGAACCCGAGCAAGACUCAGGCUUUGACUGCGACUCUAAUCCAGACCUGCCAUUUAUCCUGUUUGACUCUGGCUCUGAUGGGGGAGAAAGUGACUCAGAAACGUUUUACUUGGAUCCGGAUGCUAAGCAGGCUGUGGUGAUGGAGCUGGAGCCGCAGACACAAGAGGCUCCAGACACACGCCUGCAACUGGAGGAUGAAGCUGAAGGCAAAUGUGAAGCUGAUGGAGUGGAGGUGGAGCAUGGGGAGGAGCAGAAACCCGAGCUCUGCUGUGCCUUUGAGCUGCAGCUGGAGGCUGCAGGAGGAGCUGUGGAGAGUGAGGAUUUCUGUGCAGUUUGUCUAAAUGGAGGAGAGCUUCUGUGCUGCGACCGCUGCCCCAAAGUCUUCCACGUGUCCUGCCACAUCCCGCCGCUCACCAGCUUCCCUCUAGGAGACUGGGUGUGCACGCUGUGCAGAACUGACCAGGAGCCCAUGGAGACCUGUGGCUGUGAGGACACCCCCUCCUCCACCCAAGUCAGAGCGCCUUACACACUGUCCGAGCACAACCAGAGGAGGUGUGAAAAGUUGUGUCUGCUGCUGUACUGUCAUGAGCUCAGCGCCCCGUUCCAUGAGCCCGUCAGCCCUCUGGCUCAGAACUACUACCAGAUCAUCAAGAGACCUAUCGACCUGUCAGUGAUACGAAGGAAACUGGACAAGAGCAACACUCUUCAUUACUUCACACCAGAGCAGUUUGUUGACGACGUUCUGCUCAUGUUCAAGAACUGUGCCACUUUUAAUUAUCCAGACUCCGAGGUGGCCCAGGCCGGUCGAAGCCUGGAGGAGUUUUUCCUCAUCAAGCUAAAGGAGGUUUUUCCAGACCAGACGUUUCCAUCAGCCGCUCAGGACCGGACGGACAGAGCUCGCCUCCACUGGCUCAGCAGGAAGAGGAGAGAAAACUACAGGAGGAAGAGACAUGUCUUUAGUGGCAAAAAGUACUACCUUUAAUCUUCAUAAGUGAAAGAGCUUGAACAGAAUUUAGGAAGUUUGUUCUGAUGCUUCUUACCUAAUAAAACCCCAGUGACUUCACCUCAAAUAAGGAGAAUAUCCUCUCUACCUUUUCACUAUUUCUGAAAAUAUGAACAAAAAACAUGUAUUGUUAAAGAGAAGUUGCCUUUUUGACUUUUUAAAAUAUUUGCUUUCCUUUUGCCAACAUUUUAUUGUAACUCUCAAUGAAGCUGAUAAUAAUUAAUACAAUCAAGCACCACCAGAGGGCGUAAUAGACUCCAGUAAAAUCAAACUGCACUAAUGGAGCAUUAAUUUGUUUUCAGGGGGGGUUCUCUUAAUUUGCAUUGUAAUGUUUAGUGCUGGGGGGUAUGGAAAAAAUUGUAUAUCCAGAUAUAAAUUACUUUACAUCAUAUUAACAAUAUAUAUUAAUGAUAAAUAUACCAAAUAAAGUAUAUUUUCAGUUAUUCUCUGGAAAAAAUGACAAAAAUGUCAUUACGUUUGACUUUAUUUUUUCAAGCAACAUGUAAUUGAAUCGUCACAAAUAAAAACAUUUCUUAAACAGUUCAGCAAAAAAAAUAAACAAAAACAAUAGAAAGUAUACAAGAGAAAUGGCACGAUAUACACUUUUUUUCAUAAACUUUAUUGAACGUUCUUUUAAUUUACCAAUGUUCACAUUUACAUACAAUUUUGUAUUUUUUUUUUAUUAAUUGGUUACGGAAAACACUACAAGUACAGUGCAACUGGCACAUCAACACAAAACAUUAACAAACCAAGCGUUACAGUAUGUGCAAACUCCAAAAAGUAAAACAGUUCUUUUAAAAUAUUAAAUGUUCUUGAAGCCUUCAGAUUUUUGCAUGUGUUCUAUAGUUUGAUAUGUUUUAGGUCCAGAUAAAAUAAAUUAAAAUGGGGUUGUGAAUUUGACCAUUCGUGCAUGAUUUACACUUUUAUCGCCCGCAUGGUCUGUAUCAUAUCACCCAGCACUAGUGUUGUUGUUGUAUGUUUGUGAUGUUGUGAACAGAACAGAACUUUGACUUCUGCUUAGAGAAAAUGCUGUCAGAAUUCAUGAAAACUUUAUUAUUGUAUUUAAAAAGAAUACAAAACUGCUGAAACACAGAAGUCAGAGUUAUUCUUUAAAAAGAAUGCGGUUCAAAUGAGCCUAAAUACCGAUGUGAUACUUACCGCAUUUCUCAGGUCAGCUGGAUGAGGACACGUUCACCGCGUUGGAGCAUUUUCAAUCUCUGGACUAUAAGCUCAAGAGAAGUUUUAAUCAGAGUUGAACUAAUUCUUACCUGAUAUUGACUUCCAGGAGCUGAAAAGCUUUUGGUUAUCCUUGAUCCAUCAGAUAUUCUCCUUAGGCUUUGGACUGA
Oryzias melastigma (Indian medaka) is the source of this 3394-nucleotide messenger RNA. Its product is annotated as transcription intermediary factor 1-alpha. Gene Ontology annotation, molecular function: protein binding. The record is from RefSeq and is a predicted model, not a curated record. The transcript has 10 exons. Lineage: Eukaryota; Metazoa; Chordata; Actinopteri; Beloniformes; Adrianichthyidae. The coding region runs from base 426 to 2027 and encodes 533 amino acids.